AUCAUCCUACAUUAGAUAUUGCCACUUCACAUCGCUGGACGGUAGCUAUUCUGUCCUUGGCUACUGUCGGAUGAUCUAGUCACAUUUUAACACGGAUCAACUAUGGGUGUGUUUGGAGCGGCUAGUAUGCCCUUUAUAGCUGGCGUGGCCCUUUUAGGGAGCGCAAUCCUUCAUAUUGUGGUUUUUAUAGCCCCAAACUGGGCAGAUGAUGGAACCCAUUCCCUGGGACUGUGGCGGUACGGGAAAUGUAGGGAUCUCGAUUUCCAUAACUGUUACAAACACGACCACGUGGAUACUCAGUUAGAUGACUGGUUCCAGGUCGUACGAGCCAUGGGAUGUGUGGCCAUCAUCGGUCUGGCUCUUCCUCUCGUUAUACUGCCAGUCUACAUGUAUAUCGCCCUUGGCAUGUAUUACCGAAGGAUGAUGGGCUUCAUGGCAUUCUGUAGCUUCCUGGCAAUGAUCUGCAUUGCGGCAGGAGUGGUCGUGUUUGUGAUCGGCGCUACAGACAAAGGCUGGUCCUUGGAAUGGUGUUUCAUCGUCGAAAUUGUCGCUGGUCUCUUCGCUUUUAUUGGCUUUGUGGUUUUUCUGGCGGUGCUUCUGACAAGACGGCCAGAGGGUCUGAAGCCAGAUUAUUAUCCGAGUACCAUACAUGUGGACCCCGACAGGCCCAAACUCUACCUUGUACAAACUGAGCCAUACUGACAUUUUAUAACAAUGUGUUCUUUUGUCGCGCCAUGUUGUCGUACAGAUUAAAAAAUAGAUUACAUUUAAUGUGCAUUGCAGCUGCGUGGGUGUAAAUAAGGCGGAUAACCUAUGUAUUUAUCUACACUCGUGCGUAAGAUUUCCUCAUGGCAAACAAAAACAUGUAAAAAUACUAGUCUUAUAAAAAUUAUACAUUAGCGAGAAGGUAUGGUUUACUUCAAUAUCACGAAAUGUGUAACCAAUAAACCUGUACGUAGUUCAAAUGUACGCAAGCUUUCACGUUGUUGAGAUUACCCGUACACCGGAAAUGAGUACUAUGGAGGUGGAGAAUGACACAUAGGAUAGGUUUUAGACAGAUUGGCAGUGUCUUAUACACUAUCAAAUAUAUUUUAUAUAUGAUCCAUAUCCGAUUCUUGGACGCUCUGCAUUAGAUAUUUUCUUGAUUCUCAUGGGUGAUAAAUUGACCCAUACUGCCAUGUAUCCCAAUCGCAGCGACGGUUUGAGGAACUUCCCUAAUAAUAAUAUUUAUGUUCUACAGCCAAUUUUUAGGCCAGGAAGUUAUGAAAAAUCGUUAAACUUUUAAACACCCGUACAUCUGGUCAUUUUUAUUUCGUUCUGGUAAAGCAUUUAUAACGACAAAAUCCAUCGAGUAUACAUACUAAUUGUAUACCAUAAUACAUUCAAAUAACAUGAAAAAUGUUACUCUGGAGAUGUUAAUGAUCCUUUAUCAUGAUUCAUCGUCACCUGCCACUGUGAUUACGGUACUUAAUAACAUGUUUUCAGCAGUAUUAACAAAACCUACCCGAUCGCGAGUGUCGUUGAUUUAAAACCUCCUUCGUACCUAUUUCCGGUGUACGGUUAUAAUACAAUGGAAAUCGAUACUCCAUGUUUUGUGAAAUGUAAACGGCGAGAUACACAGUUAAGUCGGGUAUAUAGCUGCAGGACUCUACUUGUAGUGUUAGCACAAUAAUUGCAAACAAAUUUACAAACUGCUUUUUUUCAUUUCAUUUAAAUUUCUGACUGGAACAGAGGUGGCCGAAUAAAUGGAGCUCGAGCGUAAACCAAACGCAUGUCAUGGUAUUUUAGUUUAUAGAUGAAAAGAUUAAAUGACCGGAACAAUGUAUUUUCUCUUCUAUAAUAUUUAUUAAGGCCCAUUCUUAUUUCCCCGCCAUCUUUUGUGGAUUUCCAAACUUUAGCAUCACUUGUGAUUCCUAGAACGACAGAGCAGCUAUCCGAUACCCAUCAGUUGGUGUAUCCGCUGUUAAAUUCGUGCCUUGGUGUGCUUUCAUUGUGUGUCUUGACUCUUGAAUACAAUCCUUGGAACGUAGACAAUGUACAUGGAAGAUAUCAACACGGACUUUGAUAAAUGGAUACCGGUAUUACCGACCACUGGAUAUUAUACAGGACUACAGUAUUACCUAAAUUAUCCUAAAUUACUUGUUCCUGCGCAUGCUAUAGAAUAACUAGUAAUGUUUCCCGGACAAUAUUGGGAAGGGAGUCAUACUAGGAUACAAAGAAUCUGACAACUAGAAAUGUUUAUGCUUUUUUAAAUAUAUGUAUUUUAUACAAAGUUAUGUAUUUUAUUGAAUAAAAAUCAGAUAAUGCCA
This is a messenger RNA of Pecten maximus, 2309 nucleotides long. RefSeq lists its product as uncharacterized. The transcript has 3 exons. Lineage: Eukaryota; Metazoa; Mollusca; Bivalvia; Pectinida; Pectinidae. The record is from RefSeq and is a predicted model, not a curated record. Bases 103 to 702 code for a protein of 199 amino acids.